AGGUAUGUUAGAAGACUUGUCUAUUCAUAACGGAACAUGUGUUUGUACGCGAAAUGUUUAUUGGCGACUAAGUAAAUUGAGAUUAAUUUUUGAUAAUGAUUCAAAUAAUAAAGAUCUAAGCUAAAUCAUGUUAUAAGGUGGCAUAAGGUACAUACUGUGAUAAAAAAAAGUACCUUUUACAUAACGGAAUAUUUUUUUGCGUUAUAUAUUGGAAUAAACUUUUUUAUCGAUUGAUGAAAUAACAGGAGAAAUAUAACGUACAAAAUCGGUGAUUGUUUAAUUGUUUGUGCCAAAUUUAAGGAAAUGAUAAAUAAAUAAUGUUCUAGAUCACGGGGGGAAAAAAUGGAAUAAUAAAAAUCGAAGGAGAAUAGUGAAAUGGCGGACGAUACGUUGUGCAUAGGAGACGUAGUGUGUCUGUAUUCAGCAGAGUCCUACGGCUUCGUCUUUUCCUCACAAAGCAGUUCUGUGCACAAUGAAGUGGCUGUUGGUUCCAAACAAGAUAAAGUCAAGCCUGAUGUGAAGGACCAGAAUUUGCUGUCUUUUGAAGUGUGUAUAGCCAACAGGUACAAACUAAACAAAACAUACAGAAAGAUCCAGUCAAAGAUUGAAGAAGAUCCUAACAAUUAUGCAUUAAGAAGUCAGCACCAUCAGGCACAGUUGGCGGCCAAGGCAGAAACAGACGACAAUGAGCAGGAACAGAAAAGACAGCAAGGCAAAAAACUUCUGUAUGGACAGAUUAUUCAGCUCAAGCACAGAUUCACGCUCAAAUACAUCCAUGUCAGUACAACAACAACAUCGCCAACAGAAAGCAAUAACAUGGCGGUUGAAUUGCAUGAUUAUGAUGCAAAGCAUGCCCAGUUCAAGGUCAUGCCAAGAUACAAGGUCAAGGCUGAAGGAGAUGUGGUACAAGUGGAUGAUCAGAUAGUGUUUGAGAGUGUGAAAUCCUCAGGACAGUACCUCCAUGUGUCCAAGACAUUGUUGGGUGGUCAAUCAGUAUAUCAGAAAAGAGAAUCUGAUAACUCAACAGAUGGGAACUACGAGUUGAACUUGUCAGUACAACAGUCAGGCUUCACAAUAUUCAGAAAAUAUAAGCCCUCACCUGAUGAUGAGAAAAAAGUGAAGGUUGGGGACAUUGUUAGAUUCUACCACAAAGAAAUGGAAGCAUAUUUGGUAGCUGAAGGACUGUUUGAUGAUGAACUCACAGAAGAUGUACAUUUGCGUAUGCGACCUGUGGACCAGUCCAACCCGAAAACUUUGUUUCCCAGUAGUUCAGCUGUUACGUACUGGCAGAUAGAACUGCAGGAAGGUUGUGUAGCAGGUGGUGUCCUGAAGUGGGAACAGCAGUGUAGGCUGAUGCAUAUGUGUACAAGAAAAUACCUUUGUGUGGCUCAGGGUGGAAAAGUGUCCUUGACCUCAGAUCACCUUGACCCCAAAACAGUAUUCAGACUUCAUCCUGUGAUAAGGGAAAGUGAUGAUAUACCAGAGGACAGUUACUGUAGAAUGGAACAUGUUGUAUCUGGCCAAUGGCUACAUGCUUCAAUGGAUGAGUACAAGAAGAAACAAGAGGAAAGGAAAUCAGACAGCAAGUCAAUGGGCUCACUUAAAUGGACAACAGCUCAACUCAAAAAGAUUGGGGUCAUUGAAGAGAAGCAGUAUGAUGAUGCGUUCACGUUACAGUCAGUGGACCAAUCAUUGGAGGACAUCUUCAACACAAUGGCUGGAAUGGUUCCCUUCAUACAGAAACUUGUUCAUGAUAAAAAAGCUGGAGUUGUGUUGAAUGCAAAAAUGUCACACAAUGUUAUUACUGCUUUGAAAGAAAUCUGCAACUUCAUGGUAGUGGAUGGGGAACCAAUUAAAGACAGACAGAAACUGAUGAGAAAUCUCAGGAUUGUAGAACUUCUUGUCAACUUGCUCAAAUGUCCAUUUAAUGGAGCUGAUCAAUAUCACAUGACGAGGAUAUUCAGUGUGGCGUACGAUGUUCUGUACACAUAUUUGAUGGGAAAUUCCAGGAAGAAUGAGUUGUAUAUAGCAAAAUACAUAGAUUUCUUCUUAACACAGUUUGAAAUCAAGGAGGGCAGCAUUGGUUUGAAUGCAGCACACAUGGUGAUGGAAUUGAUCCGUGACAACAGAAAGAUCGUGGACAGAAUUACUCACGAUCACAUUGACAAGUUUGUCGAUCUUUUGCGACGUGAUAAAAAUUACCACUACCUUGACUUGCUCAGUGUGUUAUGUGUGUGUGAUGGCGUGUCAAUUGCUGACAAUCAGAAAUAUAUCACAGAAGUCUGGCUGAUGAGGGGAAUGAAUUGUGUUUUCUUCACUGAUCUUGGACAGAAAAUAGGACUGGAUGAUGGGAAGGUAUAUGUGUCAACAAACAACGGGAAAUCUUACGUAGAUCUGUUCACAUUCUCAAAUAGAAAUGUAGACCAACAUAGAGACAAAGAUGAUGAUGAGUAUUUGUUCCUGGAACACCAGCUUGAACUGUUUGGAUACCUUUGCCAUGGCCAGAACAGUCAUUCGAUAGCGGUAAUUACACAGGAGUUGAACUAUCUGACGUGGGAGGAAGCUUUCACUUGUCUCAGUGAUGACAGAUUGCCCGACCAGCUGAGGGCCAUGUACUGUGACCUCAUAAUCACUAUGUUUGUUGAUAUAGCAGACAACCAUUCAGUGGUGGACAGGGUCAAACUGUCUUACAUCUAUGAUGAUGUAGAUAAUGAAGAGAAUCGCACAGAUAACACACAGUCAUUGACGUACCAGUAUUUCCCUCAGAUCAGUCAGUGGAUCUCAGAUUUCCUUGGAAGGAAUGGUGACAUGACAGCAUCCCUGAUUGGUAACAACAUGCUGGUCCGACAGGUGUUGAGACUUGUCCAUUACCUUGUAUUGUUUGGAUUUUAUGACAAGUCUGAGGAUAUCAAGAAGUUACUGGAGCCGCUGAUGAGUCUGUUAGAUGGUAGAAAUGACAAACCUUACCCAAACUGUGAAGGAAAAGAGGCUCAGGAGAUGUUGGUUGUGUUUCGUCAGUCAGAGAGAUUCAAACCCAGUCCUGAAACCAAGGCAAUUGUAGAAGCCAAAGUCCAAGCACUUCAAGUCUUGGAUUUGUUUUUCAACUUCAUAUUCAACAUACGACUCGAGAAAUUCAUUAACUUGUUCAAAACGACAAACCAAAUGGCAAACCGGCCAGGAGGCAGUGCAGAGUUAGCUCCCUUGAUGUACGACAGUUUUGAGCUAGAGCAAACACCAGUAUAUACCCUGGAAACAAAUGAAUGGAGGAAAACAAAGUUUCAAAAAGUCACAGUGAACUAUCAAAAUUUAGAGGUUGCAAGAGCAGGUAUGAAAAGGUUGACAGAGAUAUUUGAGAUUACCUCCUUCAUGAAAGGCUAUGAGAUUGUAGAUAUUCUGCUGGACCUGUCACACUAUGAGUAUGAUGAUAUGGUACGGAAGUCAAUGCACCUGCUCAACAGAUAUUUCUCCGCUCACAACAAUCUGUACAAACGAGCAGUCCAGGCACAGGUAUUGAUCACAGAUGGUUCAGUUCAUGUAUACAAAGAGCUUGAAGAGAAACUGCCAGUACUAAGGAGACUGUCCGCAAAUAAACUUGGAGAUAGUGAGGCAAACCAGCUAGCAGAAAUACUUGAAGAAUUCAUACAUUUCUGUCACCUGGAGGGAGAAGAGGAAGAACCCCAUGCGAUGAAUCAGAGCAUUCUCUACAAUAAUGGUAUCAUUGAGGAUGCAUUCUCUAUCUUGUCUCAAGAAAUUGAUGUCAAAUUGCUGGACCAGUACACAGGGUUACGGCAAGUGUUUGAGAAGACAUUUAUUUUAUUGAAACGUCUGGCAAGGGAGAACAAAGUGGUACAGGAACGUUUAUUUGACCGUCUUGACCUGCUUCUCUCCAAGGAGGGGGCAGCACCAGAACUGGCAGAGGCCCUCACUGAGGUGUUUACUGGCAAUUCAAAGACAUGUAUGAAAAUUGCUCAACACCAAGUGCAAAAAAUUAUGGCCCUUGUUGCCGAACACAAAUCUUCUGUUCCACAAUUUUUGGAUCUUCUAAAUGCUGUUGUCAAGGUGGAGGAGUUAGAUCUGCCACUGAAACGUAACCAAGGAUUCGUAAUGACCUACUUUAUGCAGUUCAGGUCAGAGGUUGCAGUCGUUAUUGACCAAGACGAGAAAGCUAGAGAAAGUAUUUUAACCUCAUCACACUCGGGUGACCUCAACUUCCUCAUUUCAAUGGUUGAUCUCCUGGCUACCUGUGCUGAGGGAGAGAACAGAUUUAUUGAGUCAAUAUGUCAGACAAUUUUCAAGAUCCCAGAGCUACUGAAAGUUCUGAACAACCCCAACAUCAACGAUAACCUGAAGAGGCCCUUCCUGAGGUUCUUUCUGUGGGUGUACCUCAACACGGCUAGUGGGAUGAUUGAAAGUGGAGCUGGGGAUAUACCUCAUGAUCCAGCAAUGUGGGGCUACCUGACAAGUCUGAGUGGAACUCUGGUCACUGUGACAGAAUACUGCAGGAAUAACCCAGAAAUUGUCAAACAGUUACUGAAGAAGCCGCCUGGAAGAAGUGAGCGAGGUGUGGACAGGUCAGAACAAACCAGAGGAUCCUUACACUACCUGUUUGAUGCCGUCAUGCCCUUCUUACAGAUAUUCUGUAGAAGUUACUAUCAGAUAGAUACAGCCAUGUAUCCAAAUGAACCACAACAGAUGGACACUCUGGCUACCAACUUCAAGAAUUUCUUGGAGUCGAUUGCACCUCUUGUAAGCAUAGAGAGACAGAUGCAGAGUCUUAUAUCCUGUAUGAGUGUUCUUUUCUCGUCUGCUACCUUGUCUACGGAGGAUAUGGAAGAAUUCCAGGAAAAAUAUGGACAGGGUGUGAGUGGUCAGGAUGUCCGCAGUGAUGCAAGAAAGGCAUAUGAAGAGUAUUAUGAAGGGGAAGAAGAGAUUAAUACACAACUGAACGUAUUUGCUGUCAACAUGAAAGUUGCCUACGGUGGUGUCAAUGACGUGCAGACACAAAUAGGCUAUCCAAGCAAAGUCCCUUACUCAGAAGUGGGUGGAGAUGAGGAGUUACCACUGGGAGCAGAGUUCCAGGCUCACAUCAGUAGUUUUAUAAACAACAGUGCCAAGAAUCCUCUAGAAAAAUACAAGAUGGCUGAGAAACUAAUCAAACAGCUGGCGAUAUCUACUACAUUGACCAACUUGAGUGAGAAGGAGAGAAUAGAACAGUUAGAUCUAGAUAUAAAAUGUAUGCAGCUGCUGCGUGGAAUACUUCAUAAUGAAAUUAUCAAACUGCCAGAAGACUUUGAGAAUGAUGUGAAGUCAUGUAAAAAGCAGUUGAAAGUGAUAGAGGAUGUGCAAAAUGCAUUGAACCACUAUGGAAGCAUAGAUGGAACAUUGGAACAUUUGUCCCGUCCUAAUGAUGAGGUAGUGCGAGAGCUGCUAGCAUUCUUAGCUGCAUUGCUGUUCAAUGGAAAUGAAGAAGUUCAGACUAGCAUGUUUGAAUUUUUCACUGGUACAAGAGAAGAAACUUUCUUCUUUGCCAUAAAGUCGAGAGUGACUUUAUCUACCAUAGCAACGAGAGAAAGACGUGUGCUGCAAGCCAUGCACCAUGCAAAAAUAGAGGAAACUAUUGCUCAAGCCAAGGCACUGAAAAAAGCUAUGAAGAAUGGAGCUAUGGCCACAAUGGCUGUUGUUUCCCUGAGAAAGAAUCUUGUGAACUCCAUGACCUCAAUGAGGAAGUCUAUGGCAAGCUUGACUGGUGCCCGGCCAUCCUCCAAAAGUAGUAGGAAACCAGGUUCAUCAAGGGCUGACACGAAUCAAAAGAGUCAUAUGCUAGUACCACCGGGGGAACCAGCUGGCAGCCUAAAACCACCAAUGGCUGGACAGAUGCCAAAUGGCUUGGAGAUGAAGAAGAUGCAAAACAGUAGAUUAAGCUUUGCCAGUGGUUCAAAAACUGGCAACAAGGUUGCCCCUGUGGUCCCAGAAAUAGAUAUUGAGAAUGUGGAUGAGGAAGAAUUUGAACAGUUGUUAGCAGAAGCUGGUGAGAUGCCGGACUUGGAAUUCAAAGAUGAUGGUUAUAUCGAGCUUGUUCUCCGAAUUCUUGGUCUCAUGUGUGAUAACCAACAUAACGGACUUCAGAAUUACCUACGAGAGCAGCCAGACAACAUCAAAUCUGUGAACCUGGUGGCCGAAACAACAAAGUUCCUGAACAUUCUAUACUCCAACAUAAAUGCCAACUCCAUUGCCUUGAUAACACAAGUGUUUGAAACCCUGGUGGAAUUUACUUCUGGUAACGGUACAAACCAGGCUGUGGUGUUUGACAACAAGGUCUGUGAUUAUGUGAACCAUAUUCUUCGUGUUGGUGUGUACAAAGAUUGUAUGGAUGAAGAGGUGUACUCACUGAAGAGGGCAAUAGGAAUCCUGGUACGAUGUUUGACGGAAGAAAAUCCUAAAGCUAAUGAGGAUGACACGCAGGCAAACUUGCCCAAGCUGACGAAGAAAAAGGAGGUGAUGGAAUAUUUGGACACAGACGUACUUGUGAACACAAUGACAGAAGCCUGGAAGGCUUAUGAGACAAACGCUGAUGAGGAUUUAGACACACUGCUCCAGGGGGUCGGUUUUCAGUAUUAUCACCUUCUAGCAAGGAAACUUGACCUUAACCAUGAACUGGAUAAAGAUUCAAUUUUGAAGACAGAUGAGCAUAAAGCUGCUUUUGAGUACUACUCUGACAGCACCCUGUCCAUUGAGAUCAUCAAAGAUGAUGCUCUACAGAAAAUCUACUUCAGAGUUAAAGAUAAGAAAGUGCUCCGAGAAGAAAUCAAAGAUAAGUUCAAAUAUGAAGUGGAUAGAUCGUCACCUAGCAACAAGAUUCGUGACUUCAUGGACUGGUCCAGUGAUAUUAUCAAAGAUAUAAAAUACCAGAGAAGAGUCUAUGCCAAUCCGGUUGGUCGGUUACUAGUCAAUGCAUGGACACCUUUGAAUUACCUUGUUAUGUUAGUUACAUUUGCAAUCACUUUGGUUGUUCUUAUUACCUGGGAGGAAGGUGGCGAUGGUGAACCAUUAUACAAACCAGCUUACAGAUACUCAAAUGCUGGCACCACUAUUUAUGUACUGGGUGGUAUACACAACUUCCUGUCACUAGGGAUAUUCUUCAGUUAUGUCAUAUCCAACAGACCAACAUUUCCAUCAUUUUCGGAUAUUGUCAGUGUUUUCAAGAGAGGAGAUGAUGACGAUGAUGAUGAUGAUCGUGGUUGGAGUGAAAAGAAAGGAGAAUCCCAUCUAGAAGUGAAGGCAUAUGGAUUCAAAACAAUCUAUUAUGUGCUAUUUCUUGGCUGUUCAGUAGCAGGCACAGUUACAGAUGGAUAUUUCUUUGCAUUCCAUUUACUGCAUAUAACAGAAUUGAACCAGCUGUUGAAGAGAGUCAUUCAGGCAGUCACUACCAAUGGAAAGUCAUUGAUGUUGGUAGCCCUCCUUGGUCUAGCAAUAUUUUACAUAUACUCGCUGAUAUUGUUUGCAUUCUAUCGCGAUUGGAUGUGGUCAGCAGACAGCGGACGUCAUUGCCGAACUAUUUACGAGUGUUUUGUGUCUGUUUUACAUCAUGGACUGGUGGAAGGGCCCUACACGCAAUUUGAGAAUCAGAUGGGAAGUAAUUUUGCACAAGCAAUUGGUAUAACUUUCUUCGAUGUUUCAUUCUUCAUCAUCAUCACGACCAUCGGUCUGAACAUCAUCUUCGGUAUCAUUGUGGAUACCUUCUCGCAACUCAGAGAUUCCAAGUGGGAGAUAGAUAAAGACAUGCAAAACAACUGUUUCAUCUGUAGCAGAGAAAGUUAUGACUUUGAGAGACAAGGAGGGGGCUUUCAGAAGCACGUAAGACAGGAACAUUACCAGUGGGCCUACUUGUUUUUCUUCAUACAUCUAGAUGAGACAAGACCUAAUGAUUACUCGGCUUUGGAGCUAUAUGUCUACAAAUUGCUGACAACGAACAACUUUGACUUUUUCCCUCUGAACCGUGCUCUCAGCCUGGAGAAUGAGGAAGAUACCAAUGAGCAGAGAAUGGAGCAUUUACAACAACAGAUAGACUAUCUGGUUGCCAAGAUGAAGGAUCAGGAGGCGGAUCAGGUGAGAGAGAAGGAGAAACAGAGACAGCAGGAAUGGGAGAGAACUCACAAGAAAAAUGAUCGAUCACAUCCAUAGUGACAGAGUGGAUGACUUGUGAUCUAAGGAAAGUGAUAAACUAAACUUCACAAAAUUCGAUAUUUCACAAAAAGAUUGGAAGGAAAAAAUUACAGAGAGAUGACUAUUUAUCCUGUGACAAUUUUGGAAUCAUAUAUAUUUAUAUAAAUCUUGAAAUAGACAUGUUGGAAAUUUUUAUUGUGUAUUUCUAUCAGGUUGGUGAUGAUAAAAAAUUCUCUGAACAUUACAUUUCAGUAUUAUUGCUUAUCUCGGAAAACUUUUUCCCAGUAUUAUCAUACUGACAGUAGUUCAGAUGUUUUCUUUUCUUGACGAAAAAAGAAGUGGUGCAUUGAGGGAAUUUUUGUUUUGCUUAAUUGUACAACUAUUGUAAAAUGGUUAUGUUGUAUUUCACUAGUUUUCUUACUGUUGUACAUAUAAUUGUUGGGAAGGAUACGUUGUUUUUAUGCCCCCUUCGAAGAAGGAGGGGUAUUUUGUUUUGCAGAUGUCGGUCUGUCAGUAUGUAGACCAAUUGGUUUCUGGAUGAUAACUCAAGAACGCUUGAGCCUAGGAUCAUGAAAGUUGGUAGGGAUGUUAGUCAUGACCAACAGAUGACCCCAAUUGAUUUUGAGAUCAGUCAAUCAAAGGUCAAGGUCACAGUGACCUGGAACAGUUAAACCGUUUCCAGAUGAUAAAUCAAGAAUGCUUGGACCUAGGAUCAUGAAAGUUGAUAGGGAGGUUGGUCAUGACCAGCAGAUGACCUAUAUUGAUUUUUAGGCAAGUAGGUCAAAGAUCAAGGCCACAGCGAAUCAGAACAGUUAAACGGUUUCCGGAUGAUAACUCGAGAACGCUUGCACCUAGGAUCAUGAAACUUGAUAGGGAGGUUGGUCAUGACAAGUAGAUGACCCCUGUUGAUUUUGAGGUCAGUAGGUCAUAGGUCAAGGUCACAGCAAUCCAGAACAGGUAAACAAUUUCCAGAUGAUAACUCAAGAACUCUUGGGUCUGGGAUCAUGAAAGUUGAUAGGGAGGUUGAUCAUGACCAGCAGAUGACCCCUAUUGAUUUUGAGGUUAGUAGGUCAAAGGUCAGGGUCACAUUGACCCAGAAUAAUAGAACCUUUGUGUAGAUUGACCAAAUAAUUUCUGUUCCUUGUGCAAUUACUGAAUGCAUCAAGGGGGGCAUUUCAUGUUCUAUGAACUUUUGUUCUAAUAAAGGGAAUGGACAUCUGAAUGAGGAAAGUAAAAUGUCAUUAUAUCAGUUUCUACUCUGUGUAAUGGAAGUUAUAAGAAAUAUAUAUAUAUAUAUAUAUAUAUAUAUAUAUAUAUAUGUUUGCACAGACAGCCUACUUAUCUUCGUGAGCAGAAGUUAGCUCACUCCCACUUUUUGGACAAUCUUUUUUUUUUUUCGUAUAAAUUUCCACAUCUUUUCCACUUUUGUUUUGGUGGGGUUGGGUGGAUACCCCUAGUUGAGCUUUUUGUUUAGUUGUAAUAAUUGAGCUAUUUCAUUGAUUUAUUUUUUUUUAACCUGUGUAUGUUUUGUGGUAUUAGAUAAUAUGUAAGUCUUUCAGCACUUUCAUGACCAUGUCUUGUCAGACUUGUCGUGUCUUGUCAAACUUGUCCUAGUUAUGAUUAGCUGAAUGUUAAGAUGGUUGUGCAUUUGCCUUCAAAACCAUUCUAUGUACAUUUAUUUGACUUGCGCUCUUAUUGAAUAUGUAGGCUUGCCUGUGAAUAGUGUUUGCUUCAAAAAUUGGUAUGUUUACAUUUAAAAUUUAUUGUUAAGUCUGUAUAGUGAGUCAGAAUCUGGUUCUGGUACAUAUUUCUUUGAAUCUGCCUUUUGAGUCGUAAUAUGUACAUGUGCCUUUCAAUAGGGUUUCAUACAUAUGCCUGUAAACUGGUUUAGUUAAAUUCAGGCAGAGUUAUCUGAUUUUGUGAAAUAACUUUCAGGUCUGGUUGCAUAAAAUUGCCUUUCAGUCUGGUUUGGUAAAGUAAAUUUGCCUCGGUAUGAUUCAUAUAUUUACCUUUCAAUCUGGUUUUGUACAUUUCCUUUUCAGUCUUGAUGAAUUUCAUAAAUUCCUUUUUAUUCAGGAAAAUGUUCAUUUUAGCCCAGUAUUGUACAUUUGCCCUUUUGUCUGGUAUUGUACAUUUGCCUUUUAAUUUGAGAAAAAAUGGAUGUUUAAACGAUCUGGUUACUGCGACUUGGCUUUCAUGUUUUAACUUGUAAUAUUUUCAUGUCACGAUGUGUAACAUAGCUUUAAAUGGCAUAUUUGAGAGUCACUCUUUUAAGUGAAACAUAAAAUAAAUGAAAAUAGUGUGUGCUUGGUAAAGAAAAAUCCUAGUCUUGUAUCUAUGUUGUAAAUCAUUUUUGUACUUUUUGUCAAUUCUUUUUAUAUAAAGUUUUUCGUAGCAACUGUGAUAUUUUGUAUUUACCUAUCUGUUUUGUACAGUAUAUUUAUACUAUAAAUUUUAAUUUAUUUAUAUAAAUAUAUAUUUUUCUACUUAACUCUGUUUGUGAUAAUAUAUGUACUGUUUCAGUAUUUGUAUUUUUAUGAAGAAAUCAAUUUUGACAUGUUCAUUUUCAAGUCAGGUAACCUUUUCUUUAUCUGCGAGUUGUCUUUAUUCACAAUUAAGAUUAUUCAUUACAGAUGAUAGAAUUAAGAAUGAAGCUAAAAUGAUUUCUGUUCAGUAGUGAUCUUUAGAAAAGGUUUUACUGUAAUGCAAAUAUUGUUGUUUCUAUAUGGAAAAAACAACAUUUCACAGUGUAUCAAAGAAUUGACUUGUAAAACAUUCAAAAUGGCAAACUGUAAAGUUGUAACUUGUCUAAGCUAAAGGUGAAAAUGCAACUUUUUCAUUGUUACUGGUAUUAUGUCAUUUUAUGAUUCAUUAUGGUGAAGGGUAAUUAAAAAGGUCACGUAGGUGUUGAAGUUUUUGUGAAGGAUUUUUCUUCACAUAGAAAAAGUGCCAAUUUUAAAUGAUUUAUCUAGACUUAAUUUGAUGUAGUUUUACAUGUCAGUUAUAUAGGAAACAGGAAUUUAUUGAAAUGUCAUUUUCCACAAUUGAAAAAAAAAAAAGAAUUUGUAGACCAGUCUCAGAAAGCAGUCUUGUGCUUUGUCAAUUUCAAAAUUAUGUUCAGAAACAACCAGUCAUAUGCUAGUGUUUAUUGAAACUGGUCUUCAAAGAGGGCUUUUUUGCCCAACAAAAUUUUUAUUUAGAUUUGCCCAUGUCCAUGUCUGUCCGUCCAUAUAUUUUGUCUUGUGCAUAUCUGAAAAGUAUUUGACCUGAAGUCAUAAAAGUAUAGGAUUGUUAUUAAUCAUGUGAGGUUCUGCACCUUGCGAUUUAUUUUAAAUUUUACUCUGUAAGACCAGAGUUAUGGCCCAUGUAUAAAGGACUUAAAAGUUUUCAUUGCAUGUAUCUUAUAAACUAUGUGACGUGAAGUCGUGGAACAUUAUAGGAAAGAUACUCAGCAGGUUAAUUUCAUCACCCAACAAACUGGCAUUCAUAUCCCUAGAUAAUAUGAAAUUUUUCUUAGUGUUGCAUUGUAAACUAGUAACAGCUGACAGCACAGUGACCAGUAAGAGGGGGCACCAGUGUGCUAACAGCACACAUCUAAUAAUUUCUUGUGACCCAUGUUUGUGCAGAGCUGAAAAUGCCAGUACUAUUUGCAUGUGCUAGACAGUUUACAUUAACAGGAUUGGUUUCUCACUGUUUCAUAUCAUAAAUGUUUGUUGUCACACUUAAAGGAACCAUAUAGCAAUAUGAUGAUUUUCUGAGGAAACCACAUUUGAAGUUAAAUAAUGAAGUAUUCUGUUAAUAUUUUGAGAAAACCUUGUACAAAUAAGAAAGUUACAUAUAUUUCUUUACUUGGAAAACUAUUUUUUUAAAAAAUUGUGGAAAAUCAUACAAUAUUCGUGGCCUCAACGCGAAAGUAGUCUAUGUGUAUAUAUAAAUAGAAGCAGAUAGACUAGUUUCACGUUGAGGCCACGUACUAGACUGGCUUCUUUUACUGUGACUUCUUCAAAUAUAAAAGACUGUAUAAUGAGGAAAAAAGUGACGCUAUCAUGAGAAAACCACAUUUAGAAGUUAAAUAAUGUAGUAUUUUGUAUAUAUUUUGAGAAAAUCUUGUACAAAUAAGGAACAAAUACAUAUAUUUCUUUAUCUAGAAAAACUAUUUUAUAAGAAAAUGUGGGAAAUCGUGCUAGAAUAGCUUCUUUUAGUGAGACGUCGGCAAAUAUAGAAGUCUGAAUAAUGAGAAAAAAGUGACGCUAUCAUAUUAUAGUAAAAGGUAUAUUAGUAUGAAAUGAAAGCAAAUUGUAUGUUAGCACUUUUUACUGGUCAGUUUUAUUUUUGUCUCUUUGUUGUGCCUUUCUUGAUAGUUGCUCAACUUCAAGCUGCAUAUAGAUUUAAUUUCUUUACCCCCACUACCACCCUGUUAUUUCACAUGAUUGUAGUUUACCAUCAUUUACAAUUCAAGUUUUACUCCAUCUAUGUUUAUUUAACCAGUUCAGUUCAGGUUUUAUUGAUUUAUCCAUUCUGAAAUCAGGUCUGAAAUAUUUAACAAUGAUAUUAAACCAUCUUUUACUGGAAAUAAACUUCUUGAAAGUCUAUUUAUGCAAAAACACUAACGUUUGAAUUUUUGAAGUUAAAAACAAAAUGAAUUUUGGGAAACUUUUUCAAGAGUUCCACGAAUACAGACAAUUCUGUCUUGUAUCUCUUGCAUUCUGUAUCUGAAUUGUACCACUCUUGCUUGGGCUUUUAAAAUGACAUUUUAUUUACUGUGUAACUUUUUGUGUUUGUGCCAAGUGUUUGAAUAUAUUCAUAAUUAUACAUUGAUGGUAUUUGCAAGGAAAUUGUAAAGUUCUUGCUUCUUUUUAUACCUAAACACUAUGAUUGUAGAGAGGAGGUCUAUUGACAGAAAAUAUGUUUAUAUCAAUGUCUUUACAUUUUCGAUAACUUUUUUGACAGAUUAUAAAAGUGCCAAGACUGUUUUGCAAUAACAAAAUUAAGGACCGCACAUUAUUUAUUAUUGAAAGCUGAAUGUCAGUUCAGGGGUGUUGGAAGAGGAAAUGAAUAGUUACCGGGAUGGAAUUUAACAAUUUCCGCUGUGUCAACUUUAUUAUGCAGAACCGUUUAACAUAAAAUGUACAGUUAAAUUGAAGAUGUAAGCUUUUAUCAGGUUAUUUUCUGGAAAGAAAUGGGGAAUAGUUAACCAUAACUAUAAACAGUAUAUAUUUGUGCUGAUCUGAUUUCAUAUGUCUGUUUUUAUGUGUUCAGUAAGAAAUGUUGGCUUUUUAUCAAGAAUAUUAAUGUAAUCUGAAUGAGAAAUAAGAAAGUAUGUCUUACAAUGCUUGGCUGUCCGCACAUUGUGGUGUUAUUUUUAUCAUAGAAAUAAAAUAUAAACUGAAUAUGAAGCUUUUUAUGUUUUGAAAUGGAUAUUUUAGUUAUUUGUUAACCUCAAACAUUUGAAUACCUGACAUGUACAUCCAUUUUCUAAACCAUUCUCAUUCUUCAAUAGUUAAACGUACAUGUAGUCACAAGACAAACUAGGGCAACUAUGCAUCAGUGUUUUAGAAUUUGUAAUUAAGGCCUAAUCUUAUGAAUGCUAAAUUUUCAAAUUUCUCUGUGUUUCUGGGAAGAUCUGUGUAUGAAAAGAACUUGAACCUUUGUCUUACAUGAUCAUAAGAGGCCACUAAAAGGGGCCGUACCCUUGUAGGAUCAGAAGAGGCCAUUAAAAGGGUCUGAACAUUUGGUUUUUCUGCAUCUCUGUGAUUCCAGCAGGUCUAAAAGUUUUGAUUCCAUAUACCUCAUGUUUUAUUUGGAUAAAAAUGAGAUGUGAAAUCCAUUUUUUUUUGUCCUGUUUGGCACCACAUAACAUAUACUGUGUUGGUGCACUGUAAAACCGGGUAAAUCAAGUUUGUCAUUCAUUGGGAUGAGCAAGAAUGUGCAUUCUAUAGCUACAGAAAGCUGGGCAAAUUUUGAUCGUAUUGUUAUGCAGUAGGCAUUUUAAGACUGGAAACUAUAUGGUCUACAGACUGACCAACAUUACCAAUAAUGGGUAAAACAAUAAAACACCAUCUUCUUUGGAAGGUAGCAGAGCAUAAAUGCUGCCACUAAAGUAUUUAUUGUUUUAUUACAUCAUGUAUACGUUAUGUUAUAUUCUGAUGAAUCAAAUAAAAGUCAUUUAAAAGA
This is a messenger RNA of Mercenaria mercenaria, 14337 nucleotides long. Its product is annotated as inositol 1,4,5-trisphosphate receptor type 2-like. Lineage: Eukaryota; Metazoa; Mollusca; Bivalvia; Venerida; Veneridae. Gene Ontology annotation, biological process: calcium ion transmembrane transport. Gene Ontology annotation, molecular function: inositol 1,4,5-trisphosphate-gated calcium channel activity; inositol 1,4,5 trisphosphate binding. Bases 376 to 8181 code for a protein of 2601 amino acids. The record is from RefSeq and is a predicted model, not a curated record. Gene Ontology annotation, cellular component: membrane; endoplasmic reticulum. The transcript has 70 exons.